Molecule: messenger RNA, 861 nt
Organism: Zophobas morio
Lineage: Eukaryota; Metazoa; Arthropoda; Insecta; Coleoptera; Tenebrionidae
Exons: 1
Coding region: 1-861 (286 amino acids)
Source: RefSeq, a predicted model, not a curated record
AUGUCGGGAACGAAACCAUUGUUAAAGACACGUAGUCAAAGGCGUAAGGUAGAAGAAUCGCAGUACCGGAAUUUUGUUCCUAAGUGCCGAAGCACGGAAGCAUUUGAGACAGUUGACGAAAACCCGGUGCAAGUAAAUAUAGUUAACCCAAAGCCUGUAUCAGAUUCAACAUUACAAGAAAUAUCAGAAAUUUUGGACACGAGGAAGCGAGCAGAAAAACCGAAAAAAGACGAGCAAACUACGAAGGAAGGAAGUGGUGCGGAGAGCAAAGAGGGCAAGGAAGAAAGGAGGGAAGAUAGUGAAAAGGAGUUGGAGGAAAGUGGUGCAGAGAGCGAGGGGGACAAGGAAGAAAGUAGGGCGGAGAGUGAGGAGGACAGGGAAGAAAGCGACAUAGAGACCGGAGAAGACAGGAUGUCAAACGUAACUCUUCGAGAAGCUUUGGAAAAAGCUAAAAUUCCAGCCUUACCAAAAUUUUUAGCCCCGCCCCUCUUUAAUCCAGCUACGUCAGAUCCAAACAGCUUCAUCGACACCUACGAGAGAGUAGCUUUAACUAACUCAUGGGAUGACGCGCUAAAAAUUUCAUAUUUGCCAAUUUUUUUGGAAAAAGCGGCAUUGGCGUGGUUUCGCCAAUACACAACAACGCAGUCUAAUGCAGAGAAGACAUGGAGAGCGCUCACCAACGAUUUUUUGGCGGAAUUCGGCAGUGGUGAGUCUAAAAGGGGAGUAAGGGCAAAAUUCGAAAACAGGAAGCAGGGACUGAACGAGGACAUCAAGUCCUAUUUUUUCGAGCUUCUGGUGCUACAGCAGGAGUGGGAUCCGAAAAUGUCGGAUGAGUCCUUCAGUUUGCAUUUUGAAAAUUAA